Messenger RNA from Talaromyces stipitatus ATCC 10500, 1359 nucleotides. RefSeq names its product endo-1,3(4)-beta-glucanase, putative. NCBI's taxonomy places the organism in Eukaryota, Fungi, Ascomycota, Eurotiomycetes, Eurotiales, Trichocomaceae. The record is from RefSeq and is a predicted model, not a curated record. Bases 1 to 1263 code for a protein of 420 amino acids. The transcript is spliced from 2 exons.
AUGCUGGUGGCUGAGAUCGCAGCCUUUCAUGUCCGGCCAGUCGCGAUACUGAGGGUUAAAACAGCAGAUGAAGCCUUACAAUUCUUUGCAAACUACAACGUUCUAUAUGCUAUCACCAUGCAAUACUAUCUCACCUUCUUCGUUCUGAUAACCCUGACGACUGUGUCGGCCGCUCGAUCCGUCCAGACACCCUUCUCAACAGACUCGUCUACCGAGAAAAGAGGACCACCCUGUGACUGCUACAGCGUUUCAGGCCCCGACGCUGGAUAUUUCCAGCAUCACCGCUUCUGGGAUUUCCGACAGGUUCCUCUCAAUCUUCUAGCGGCCAAAGACUUCAAGUUUCAACCCAUCACGCAAGCAGAUGCCAGCACUGCAACCGAGAAUAACGACAUCAAUGCCGCACCUAUAUUGCUCAAAGAUACACCGUUUGCAGCCGAGUGGCUCAUCCAGGACUGGCAACGCAGUGGUUCUCAGCUUUUCCCUAUCCCUAUCGCGAACUCGAACCAGAAUGCCUUUCUGACGAGGUCCCUGGCUGGCGGUACCAGCUUCCUGGCUAUGCGAACUAAAAGAUUCGAACGCUACUCCUCGACUGCAGAAAUCGAGACGAAUAUUUCGAAUUUCAUGCACGUUUCUUUCCGUGUUCGACUUCGUAUUCUCGGAAACGACGAACCCAUCCUCUCGCCGCCGUUGAUUGAGAACAAGGCCUUUGGGAAGAGAAACGACGAGAUGGCAGACAUGCGUAUUCAGGAAGACCCUCGCUUUCAACGCAUUGCGGCACGAUUACCACCGUCAACUGGUGCCUGUGUCGGCAUAUUCACCUUCUUCUCACGAACGAGCGAAUCAGAUAUUGAAAUCCUUACUUCGGACCCUCCAAACCGCGCACACUACGCCAAUCAACCGGACUACGACCCAAUUCGCAAUAUCGUCAUACCGGGCUCUCAAGUCGCAGUCGAUGCUCACGUUCCAUGGACACAAUGGUCAACUUAUCGUCUCGAUUGGCUUCCCGGUAUGUCUCGCUGGUACGUCGAGGAUCGGCUACAGGCUAGUCUGGCAUAUGGUGUCCCCGUCGAUCCUAGUAGAUUGAUUGUCAACAUCUGGAGUGAUGGUGGUUUGUGGUCGGGUAAUUUGACAGUGGGAAACAGCGUACAUUUGGGGAUUGAAUGGAUUGAGAUUGCGUAUAACCUGACGGGCGAGGCACCGCGGCCUUGCAAUGUUGUCUGCCGGAUUGAUGGUGUCAAGACUCCUGGUGUACCGGAGAUGUGAGCGACUUGCUUAUAUUUUUAGAUGAUGGACGAGCCUGUAGUUUGGCGCAUUCUGGAUUGAAAGUUGUAUCGAUAGAGUGUAUACCAUUAGAAUACA